AUGCCGGGCAAAUAUAUCGAAAACUACAACCAUGUCCCAGAGACCAAGGAAGAUCUUGAUUACGCAGAGCUUAUCACCCUUGAUUUGGAACUUUAUGAGCAGCCAGGAGGAAAGGAAAAGCUCGUGAAGCAACUGGAUCAUGCAGUUCGAAAUGUUGGCUUCUUCUACGUGAAGAAUUUCGGCAUCAGCCAGGAAGAGGUGGAUCGCCAGUUUGCUUUUGGACGCGAAUUUUAUGCCCUUCCACUUGAGGAAAAGCUGAAGUUUCACAAUGCCGAAGACCUCGCGAGAGGCGAAUACAAUGGCUACAGACCAGCUGGACACAGAAUCCUCGGAAAUGGUAUCAGAGAUAACGUGCAGGUGUACAAUAUUCCAAAGUUUGAUGGUCACCACCAGCGACAGCAGCCUCCCGUCCUUGCUGAAAACAUCGAAGAAAUUGAGGCCUUUAGCCGGAAAUGCCACACCGAAGUUGUAGAGAAGCUUCUCCGCCUCUUCGCAAUUCUACUCGAGCUUCCUGAUGAAGAUCAGCUCGUGCGCGACCACCAAUACGAUGUCAAGGGCGAGGAUCACCUACGGUACAUGCACUAUGCAGCCCGCAGCGUAGAAGAGAGUAUGUAUCUAACAGCUCGUCGUCACCAUGACCAUAGGGCUGACCAGGAACAAUUUGCAGACAAGAAAGUGGGCGAACUAUACAGCCCGGGCCAUACAGAUCUCGGAACUGUCACCCUUCUCUUCCGCCAGCCAGUUUCAGGUCUCCAGAUCCUCAAUUCUGAGGGCCAAUGGAAAUAUGUCAAGCCUCAGAAUGCCACAUUGACAGUCAACACUUGUGACAGUCUAACUGCUCUCACAGGCGGGUUGAUCAAGAGUAGCAUUCACCGUGUACAUGCGCCUCCUUCAGAUCAGGCUCACAUUGACCGACUGGGGGUUCUCUAUUUUGCUCGUCCCAACAAUCAUAUUGUCCUGGACCCAAUCCAGAACAGCCCCGUUCUCCAGAGACUUGGCUUGACCACUAACGCUUUCACUGAGCUGGGUCAACAUUUAACCACUGAGCAGUGGGUUCAGGUCCGACAGACACAACAGCAACGCCGCAACCGCGAUGUGAAGGUUACUACUGAAGGAAAGUAUACCUACAAGCCUAAGGACCUUGAGAUAAUUCCAGGGUUGCAAGCUACUAUCUACAACUAG
Molecule: messenger RNA, 1182 nt
Organism: Penicillium arizonense
Lineage: Eukaryota; Fungi; Ascomycota; Eurotiomycetes; Eurotiales; Aspergillaceae
Exons: 6
Coding region: 1-1182 (393 amino acids)
Molecular function (GO): dioxygenase activity
Source: RefSeq, a predicted model, not a curated record